AUGAUUUUGGAAGAGUGCCAAUGUAUGGAUCCACGGUAUCCAGUGGCCCCAGGUGCAAUAACAUGCGAACUCGCAAAAAGAUCAUGCAUUGACGAAGCUGUCGCCAAACAUGGAGAUCCCUCGACUUGGGACUCCUGUGUCUGUCCCUUGCCAUGUACCAACCAACAGUACUCUGUCGAGUGGCAUCGAACUCAAUCCGCUUCGGAGGCAGUACGAUGCAUGAAUUCGUCUAUAAAUGACUGUGAAGCUCUUGCACAAGAUGACGUUUUAAUCACCGUUACUUUACCUCGCUUGGAGUACCAGGUGUUUGGAGAAACUCCGACUAUGGACGUAAGUAACAUU
Messenger RNA from Cooperia oncophora, 342 nucleotides. The record is from the annotation of a GenBank genome assembly. NCBI's taxonomy places the organism in Eukaryota, Metazoa, Nematoda, Chromadorea, Rhabditida, Trichostrongylidae.